GCCGAUUGGCUCAGACAGUCGCACCGUCGUCGUCGAAGGCACGCGCGUUUGUUGGGCGCAUGCGCGGUGACGCCGAAGUGAACGUUUCUAAUUUGAAAAAAGAAAUAAAAGACAAGAGUGAGUGUUGUAUUCCGAUCGAAAUUAUCAAAUAAAUCGAUUUAUUUGAAGGAUUUGUUGUGAUAUUUCCAGUUUGAUUAGACUCAGUGAAUAUUAGAAAGGAAUUUUUCUAACGUGAAAACGGGUUUGCAUCCCAUGUUUGUUUGUUAUGGAUUUCGUAAUAAUUUAAACUUUGAAUAAAUAAUAGGUAAUAAAAUUAUUUGCCUACAUCGUUUUAUCGUGGGUGUUUGAAUACAUCGAACAUCGAUAUCAACUGUUCAACAUUCCCAACUGGAUUCUAAUUGGAAAGAUUCAAAUUCAGAGGCGGGUCGCUAACAAGGAUAGAAACAACAGAACACCUUCACAGCUGAACGAAGAAAUGCCGCGAUUAUAAAAACAAAAUAUCCAACGAUGGUUAGAACGUUCGAUAUUCAAUAGUGAUGAGGUUGGAAUCAAAGUGAGUGAGUGAAGUAAAAGCAAGAUGGCGCCGCAACUGAGUGUAGUGUUAGUGUUAUUAGUGUACUGUGUGAGUGUGUAUGGACAUGUCGCCCUCACAUACCCUCCGGCAAGGAGGUACGACUUGGACUUUCUGGAUAAUUCCAGAACGAAGCCGCCCUGUGGAAUGCCUAAAGGAUCAUUAAAAACAUCAUUUUUAGCAGGAUCAACAUUCACAGUACACUGGCAUUUAGCAUACGCACACCGAGGUGGAUUUAGUUUGAGGAUAUUGGACGAUUUGGAAAGACCACUUCUUGAUUUAACGCCAAGGGCGGGUGGAACUGAAUUUGUUCGAGAUGACGUCACUGCCCAAAAAUACGAGGUGCGUCUCCCGAGCGACUUUACCUGCGAGAACUGCACGCUGCAACUGCAACGCGAGGCCGGCGAGUGGGGCAGCAACUAUAGAUUCUGGUCCUGCGCUGAUAUCGACAUAUUGCCGCGCAAGGAGUACCACGAGACGUGUUCAGGCCACGGGUUCUACAUCCUGGGCCGCUGCAAGUGCAACAAGCUGUACUCGGGCGCGCGCUGCCAGUUCAGCGACGAGUGCUCGGAAGACAACGACUGCGGCCUGCGCGGGAAGUGCAUCGACGUCAACGCCACCGAGUCGCCCACCAAGAUGUGCUACUGUCCUUACGGGUUCUACGGGAAAGGGUGUAAUAAGAAGGCGCCCUGGAAGGACAAGAACGUGAACCUGGGCCUGUACAGCAAGCGCGAGCUGUCGAAGCAGUUCCACCUGUACUGGCGGAUACUGAAGGAGGACGCCGAGAUCGAGGUCAUCAUGAUGGUCAACGGCACCUCGUACGCUGGUGUCGGUUGGCGCCCCAACGGUUUGACAAAGGAGUGUAAGAACUUCCCAGUGCUGGGACCUGCGGUCGAUGCAAAAGCAACCACACAAAAAACCGAACCACUACCGGAGCCAGAGCCGAAAGCCGAACCAGAACCUAGCGCAGAACCGGAACCCAGUCCAGAACCGUCUUCGGAACCGGAACCGAGUCCAGAACCGAAAUCGGAACCGGAGCCUACAACAGUACCGGAACCGAAACCCGAACCCGAACCUAGCUCAGAACCAGAACCGUCUUCGGAACCGGAACCGAAACCGGAACCGGAGCCUAGUGUACAGCCAGAACCGGAACCUACUAAAGCACCAGAGAAUGAUAAUAGGAAUAAGAGAGUUGCCAUGCACUCGCUUGAUGGGUUUGACUUCAAAAACCUCGGCAAUGACGGCGAAGUCACGGUGAAAACUAGUGUGUCGUACCAAGUGUCCAGUUCUAAGGGUCGUAAGAAGCGCGCAGUAACGGAACCCACGAAUUUGGAUACAACGACCACUCAUAUGUCCCCUAAACACUCCGUUGUAUCCACUGAACCGUCAGCUUCUCCCGAACCCACUUCCCAAACACAACCGAGUCCCGUAACCACUGUCAAACCAAAACCUAAACCCACAACUAGACCAAAGUUCAAGCCAAAGUCUAAACAGUUAGCUGAGCUCACAACUACACCCGAACCCAGUCCCGAACCGACGACGGUGGCAGAACCUAGUGCUGUCCCUGAACCUACUACUGUACCCGAACCUAAAACGGAACCGGAACCGAAAUCGACUCCGGAACCGAAAUCUGAACCCGAACCUAGUACAAAACCUGAACCUAGUUCUAGUCCUGAGCCCGUGUCUAGCCCUGAGCCUGCUCCGGAACCUUCUAGUGAACCUGAACCGAAACCCGAGCCUUCUCCUGAACCUACCCCAGAACCGAAGUCCCAUCCAGAACCAACUCCUGAACCUAGUGCUCAUCCAGAGCCUACUGCUGAACCUAGUUCUCAACCCGAACCCAGUACUCAACAUGAACCUAGAUCUCUCCCAGAACCUAGUACAAAACCAGAACCAAGUCCCGAACCUACUCCUGAACCUAAAACCGAACCUGAACCUAAAUCCGAACCCGAACCUAAGGCGGAACCGGAACCAACUACGGAACCGGAACCGAAAUCUGAGCCAGAACCUAAAUCAGAACCCGAACCCAAAUCUGAACCAGAGCCUAAAUCUAUACCCGAACCGAAGUCCGAGCCAGAACCUAAAUCUGAACCGGAACCGAAAUCGGAACCGGAACCUAGUUCAGAACCGGAACCGAAAUCGGAACCGGAACCGAAAUCGGAACCGGAACCGAAAUCGGAACCGGAACCGAAAUCGGAACCGGAACCUAGUCCCGAACCUCAUCCCGAACCCGAACCCACCGCAGCAUUGGAACCUGAGACAUUGCUAGUGAAGGGACUUAAAGACGAAGCAGGUUACUUCCCCGCCCACGAAUACGUACCGAAGUUCGACUUCAACCCGAUGGACUGCACCGACAUCGUCAUUGGAACCGCUAAGGGCAACUACCAUAGAGUGCUCGACUAUUAUACUAGAGACAGGUCGACGCCCCGAGUGGACACGUUCUGGGGCGGACACGACGACAUCACCGCGGCCUCCGGCUACGAGGAGAACGGAGUCACCACCAUCAUGUUCCGGAAGAAGAUCAAGGCUAAAGAGCCCACGGACCACUCGAUAGUGGACGACAACAUGCACGUGAUCUGGGCGCGCGGCCAGGAGCCGGGCAAGUACGUGCACUCCCCCCCCUCGGGGCUGGAGCGCGGCACCGCCUCCGUGGGAGACUUCUACAGACCUGACGAGCUGAAGUAUCAUGGACAUGGGUCGCAGAGAGGCGUUGCUACUAUCAAUUUCUUCGAGGAGACAAAGGUAUCGAUAUCAGGCGGCAUCCUCCCCCUGCCCGACAAAUGUGGGGGGCAGUGGCGUCUCCCGGCGGACUGCGACCCCGCCAACAAGACGUGUGACUACGUCGCCACCUGGGAGUACCUCGGACAGAAGCGAGGCAAGGACUCUGUGCGGUUCACUAUAUCCACCAAGCAGACCAAACAUUGGACCGGGAUUGGGUUCAGCGAUAAUAAGAAGAUGUCCCAAUCAGACGCUAUAAUAGGGUGGGUGGACGGCAGAUCGGGCCGGCCCUUCAUAAUGGACACCUGGGUGUCGGGGUACUCGGCGCCGCGCGUGGACCCGCGCCAGGACCUGGCGCAGGAGGCCGGCAGCACCGUCGACGGCGUCACCACGCUCAGCUUCGUUAGGAAACGGAAUACUGGCGAUCAGAAGGACCUGGGCUUCACGGACUCGCAGUGCCUGUACAUGAUGUUCAUCCCGCACGGCGGCGGCUUCGACCCGGUCAACAAGCGCACCAGCAAGCACAUGCAGACGCCCAUCGUCACCGACGAGCGGGUCUGCAUCAAGCCCUGCGGCCCUGAACCAAUCGAAGAAGAGAUAACGACGGAACCAGUGCUACCGGGGCAGGCGUCGUACACGAUGCUGAUCCGCAUCACGGGCCUGGCGGACAGCUACAAGCCGCCCGCCGCCGGCAGCAAGGAGUUCGACGAGCUCAGCAAGACAGUCGCUGACAGUCUCGCCGCUGAACUGGGGAAGACCAAGGGAUACCACGCUAUACUUGUCAAUGGGUUUAUGCAAAACGAAACAAAAGCGAUAAUAGCAGAACUGACCCUGAAAUCAAUAGAGUCGAACUCCAUAGAGGGCUCGACGGGGCGCGCCCUGUCCUCCGACGCGAGCAACAGUAGCGAGGCGGAGGACGGCGCGGGUCGCUGGGAGCGCGCCGUGAGGGACACGCUCGCUCUCGGCCGCGUCGGGAACCUUAACGUCGAUCCCGAGUUCUUGGUGUUUGAGCCGCAGAGCUUACUAUCAGAACGUCCUACAGAAGAGACGACAGGCAAUGCACGCGUGUUCUUCGGUCUAGCAGAAACAAAACUGUACGUGGUGGUGGGAUGUGUAGCGGCGCUGGUACUGGUGGCGUUACUGCAGGCUGUCUGCACUGUCUAUAGGAGCAGGAGCGCUGCUGUACAGACUAAGGACCAACUAAUACCAAACACAGCAUGGAAAGACUAUUCAUCAGCGAACACCAACUACGCGUUCGAACCGUUCGAGAACGACGACAAAUACAACAGCACCACUUCCACCGCCCCACUACGUCACCGACAGACCCCACUCAGACCCACGGACCCGCCCCCACCGCGCCCCGGCAGCGCCAACAAAGCCCCAUCAAAACCCAAGUCAAACGGGGUCAAUGGACAACAUGGGGUCAAUGGACAACAUGGGGUCGUUGGCCAACAUGGGGUCAAUGGUCAUGAGGUGAGACACGGGGUCAAUGGACACGGGACGAAUGGUCGGAUGACCCCCAAGCACCAGAACAGUGCCGCGCAGUACUACCAUGAGACCAGGUCGUUGCAGCGGCCCAGGGGAGGCGGACAGUAUGGCUACGCGGGUCGCCCGGACCGCGAACGCGCGACAUACUCGCUGCCGCGCGGCGCCCGCGGCCCGGAGCCCGGCCUCUCUGCCCACCCCGACUUCUACUUCAUGCCGUCGCAACGCAAAUACGAAGAUUUUUGAUGGGGUCUACGGUGAAUUCUGAUUAAAUAUUUAGUUACCAACAUUAUCAUAUUUUCUUACAUAUAUUCGCACCGAUUCGUUUUUAAGAUGAUUUAUUUUCUCUCUAUAUAUAUUCUCACAAUAAUUUUAACUUAUCAUACUUAUAAAUAAAUAUUAUUUUAUAUUUUUUAUUUCAAACCAGAUCUAGUCUCAUGUCACAGUUUUAAAAAUCGUAAGUUAUUUUCACUUCUAAUUAUAAUAAAAGUAAUAAUUUUACUUAAUUAUUUUUAUUUUUUUCUUCUUGUUACUUACAUAAAAAACAAAGUUGUAAAUAUUAAUUUGUAAAAUUAUUUCGCUGUAAAUUGCACAAAAGCUGUUUUAUAGGUUUUGACGAAUAAUUUAAUUAAUUAUAAGUUUUCUUUUAAUAACAUUAGACAGUAAACAAAUUCUUGUUUGCAGUUCGCUGAACUGAUUUUCACUUCUAUUGCCUACACAAUAAGGUUCAAGGUUUUUUAUUUAAUUACAAAAUAAAAUAAAAAUUGAAACGGGUUUAAGAAACUGUCUGAUGGUAUUUUAAUAGAAUUUAGUUUAAAAAAAUAACAAAUUAUUAGAAAAUACGGACACCACCUAUGUUGUGUUAGGUGAACGAAUUUAAAUAUAAUUUUAACUUAAAAAUGUAUAAUUAUAAAAAAGAUUUAUAAUUAAAGUUAUAAUUUAAUUAUAAGUAGCCUUUGUAUAAAAGCCUUAUAGGGUAAUUAUAAGUUUAAAAGAGUAAUUAUAAGUUUAUAAUUCCGUCCCGAUAUGAUUAUUUGUAAAAUGCCCGAACAUGAAGUAUUACAACGACGUAGAAGUAAGUGUGUACGGUACCUAAGAUUUAUUAAUGAAAUAAAAUAUUAUUUUUUAUAAAUA
Spodoptera frugiperda (fall armyworm) is the source of this 5908-nucleotide messenger RNA. RefSeq lists its product as uncharacterized. The transcript has 24 exons. Lineage: Eukaryota; Metazoa; Arthropoda; Insecta; Lepidoptera; Noctuidae. The record is from RefSeq and is a predicted model, not a curated record. Bases 578 to 5020 code for a protein of 1480 amino acids.